Messenger RNA from Zea mays, 1296 nucleotides. RefSeq lists its product as uncharacterized. The coding region runs from base 123 to 1001 and encodes 292 amino acids. Gene Ontology annotation, cellular component: mitochondrial outer membrane; cytoplasm. The record is from RefSeq and is marked validated. The transcript has 6 exons. Lineage: Eukaryota; Viridiplantae; Streptophyta; Magnoliopsida; Poales; Poaceae.
UGGCAUCGGCGGCGGCCGUGGAGUGGGAGGCGGCGGCGCGGAAGGUGCUGGUGGCGCGCAAGCCCUGCUUCGGGCUACCUACGGCCUGCCCAACCUGCCUCCCCGUGCUCCUCUACCUCCGCAUGGCGCAGGUUCCCUUCGACAUCCACGUCGACACCUCCUUCCCCGAUGCCGAUCACAUACCAUAUGUUGAAUUUGGGGAUUGCGUGGCUUUCAACAACGAGAAAGGAGGCGUAAUUGAGUAUCUCAAGGAUGAGAAAAUUGCUGACUUGAACUCAAAUCACCCAAAUAUUUCAUCCACCACUGUGCUAGAUACAAAGGCCAUGGUUUCGUCCUGGCUUGCUAAUGCUUUGCUGUAUGAACUCUGGGUGGUUAGUGCUGGAAGCAUUGCAAAUGAUAUCUACUUCUCUGAUCUCCCUUGGCCCAUUGGAAAGAUACUCCAUUGGAAUAAAACUAGACAUGUGAAGCAGCUACUUGGUAUAACAAAGCUCAAUGCUGCAGAAAAAGAAGAGGAGAUAUACCUGAAGGCAAGUGCUGCUUAUGACUCAUUGUCUUUCAGAUUAGGGGAUCAAGUCUUUCUAUUUGAUAAUAGCCCUACAGAUGUUGAUGCUCUUUUCCUUGGACAUGCUCUUUUUGUCCUCAGUGCGUUGCCUGAUACAUCUGUGCUGAGGGGCACAUUGCAGAAGCAUGACAACUUGGUUAGCUUUGCUGAGCAUCACAAGGUCCAGUUGCUGGAAACCUCAUCAUCGUCAUCGUCAGGGUUAGGAUCAUCACCUAGCCCGUCAUCAUCCACCCCCAGGAGAAGACCAUCUGCUGACCACAGUUAUAAGCCAAAACCCAGAGCCAAGAAGGAACGGACGGAGGAGGAAAAGAAAUUCAGGCGAAGAGCAAAGUAUUUCCUGGCCACACAACUCGUUGCAGUUCUUGUGUUCCUUUCGCUGAUGGGUGGGGUUGAUAGUUCCGAGCUAGACGACGAAGAUGGCUUGGAUUAUGAUGAUUAGAUCCUCCCUGUGCUGUUACACUUGAUUAGUUCCAACGACAAACUGCCUGGUUGGUUCGGGGUGCUGUGAGAAUUUGUUCCAACAUUGGAAAAUGUGUUACGCUUGAUUUUAGCUAGGAAUUCACUGAGUUGGUCACCCAUCGGCAGUUUCAUAAGCUACUUCGGCUGUAAACAUACUUGUCUCCGAAGUUUUUUUUUUUUUGGGCUUCAGUGAACCAAACUUGUAAGCAAAUUCGAAUUUUGGAGUUUUGGUUUUGGAGACGCGCUGCUUCUGUAUGAUGAGAUCUGUUGGCCGC